AUGACAGUGGCAAGUUCAUAUCGUUUCGAUCCACCUCCACCACGCCCGAGGAAAAAGCGGAUAGUGGUUCGUCGUGACCGUGAAGGUGGAGCCGAGCGCCUCCAUCGCGAUUAUUUUUCUGUCGAUCCUGUUUAUGAGCCACAAUUCUUUCGCCGUCGAUUUCGCAUGAGCCGAGAGUUGUUUCUACGCAUUGUCAAUGCGCUAGAAGUCGAUCCUUACUUCCAACAACGUCCGAAUGCUAUUGGCCGCUUAAGCUUCUCCCCGAUCCAGAAGUGCACUGCCGCUGUUCAACAAUUGGCAUACAGAACUGCUGCUGAUUGUUGUGACGAAUAUAUCCGUAUAGGAGAGACGACGGCGUUGGAAUGCUUGAAGAAAUUCUGCAAGGCCGUCGUUCGUAUCUUUGGCGGCACGUAUUUGAGGCGGCCAACAGCUGCCGAUGUGCAACGCAUCACUGCAAUGCACGAAGCCCGCCAUGGGUUCCCGGGAAUGUUGGGGAGCCUAGACUGCAUGCAUUGGGGAUGGAAGAAUUUCCCCGUGGCUUGGCACGACGCCUACACUCGAGGGGAUCAAGGCGAGCCAACAAUUAUAUUAGAGGCCGUUGCUUCACAAGAUUUGUGGAUUUGGCAUGCAUUUUUUGGAGUCGCUGGGUCCAACAACGACAUCAACGUGCUCCACCAGUCCACGCUAUUCAACGAUGUUUUAGUGGGGCAUGAAGCGGCUGUGCACUUCCUCGCCAACAAUUCUCACCACACUCGAUGA
Molecule: messenger RNA, 759 nt
Organism: Salvia miltiorrhiza (redroot sage)
Lineage: Eukaryota; Viridiplantae; Streptophyta; Magnoliopsida; Lamiales; Lamiaceae
Exons: 1
Coding region: 1-759 (252 amino acids)
Source: RefSeq, a predicted model, not a curated record